This is a messenger RNA of Cynoglossus semilaevis (tongue sole), 1828 nucleotides long. RefSeq names its product calcium-binding protein 2-like. Bases 627 to 1235 code for a protein of 202 amino acids. Gene Ontology annotation, molecular function: calcium ion binding; calcium channel regulator activity. The transcript has 5 exons. Gene Ontology annotation, cellular component: cytoplasm. The record is from RefSeq and is a predicted model, not a curated record. Lineage: Eukaryota; Metazoa; Chordata; Actinopteri; Pleuronectiformes; Cynoglossidae.
UGAUUCCCAGACCUCCUUUACUUAAUAUCGCAUUUUUGUUAAAUCUCAUCAUGGCAGCCCGCGUUGAGCUAAAAGAGCUUAGGAUUUCAUGGAAACUCAUUUGUCUACUUCAUCACUAAAAGGGACCAAUAGGAUACUGGAUCACAGGAUGGAGUUUUGGCUCUGUAGUCCUGGUGGUGGUGGUGGUGCAGGAUGGAAUCAUUUGUGUUUGCUUUAGUGGAUGACAUAGUGCAUAAUGGGACGUGCAGGAUAUAGUUUUACAUCGUUUGAGAUUUAAACAGGAGAAUCGUGGAGGGACUGGCUCACGGCAGAGGGAGGGGGGCUGGUAGGACGGAGGGCAAGGUGAUGGGAAACAUCAACAAGGUUUCUAGGAAGUACAAUCAAAGGAAAAAGGUAAGAGAAAAUGACACCUGCUUCUACUGGAGACCAGGUAUUGGAGACAAUGUGGUUUGUAGUCAGAAUUUGUGUUCUAAUAGAACUCCUAGAGACGUAACAUAUUUCAUUGUUCAAAUAUUUGUUUGCCGUCAUUGGAAUUAAAACUCUUAAUUGUUUCCUAUCACGGUUGGUCCUCCCGCACGAAGGGGGUGUCGGCUGUAGAAAAAACAAGUGCCCACGCGGUCGCCACGAUGCAGAGGGACCGGGGUAAAGUCGGACAAGUGGACGCAAGAGACGAGGACGGAGAAAAGAAAGAGCAGGAGUUCGGUGAACCUCUCUGUGCUCUGGUUAAGAACUGCAACAUGCUGCACAACAUAGUGGGUCCGGCGUGUAUCUUCCUUAGACAGGGCUUCGUGAAGAGCCAGCUUGACAGAGAUCUACGACCAGAGGAACUGGAAGAGCUGCGUGAGGCCUUCAAAGAGUUUGACAAAGACAGGGACGGCUUCAUCGGCUGUAAGGAUCUGGGAGAGUGCAUGAGGACCAUGGGCUACAUGCCCACCGAGAUGGAGCUCAUCGAACUCAGCCAGAAAAUCGGUGGCGGUAGAGUUGACUUUGAGGACUUUGUGGAGUUAAUGGGUCCAAAGAUGCUGGCUGAAACUGCAGACAUGAUUGGAGUGAAGGAGCUGAGAGAUGCUUUCAAAGAGUUUGAUUCUAACGGCGAUGGGCAGAUCAGCCUGGGGGAGCUGAGAGAAGCCAUGAAGAAGUUGAUGGGAGAGCAGCUCAAUCACAGAGAGAUUGACGAGAUCCUCAGAGAUGUAGACCUCAACGGAGACGGACAGGUGGACUUUGAAGGUCAGUAAAUGUCAGGAUCAAGUCAAUGACCGUUGGUUUUUUGAUUUUGCACUAACAAUUGUCACGUUCACACAGAGUUUGUCCGGAUGAUGUCUCGCUAACUCUUCACCAAACUUCAUCCCGCUGCACCGAACUCCACAUGCACCGGGAUUCUAAUUUUUUCUUUUUUGUUCUUCUUGUGUAAAAUACUUUGUCUGUACUUCAGCUCUUCUUUAACCUCAAGUGAUGGAGAGUCCCUUCAGUGUGUCCACUGUGAGUGUAAAGUACAACUGACAUGUAAAGAGCAACGAUCAAAGCUGUGGUCUGUUUACACGUUAAUGAACUUAAAAGUGAAAUCUUUGGAACCAGUAACAACAUGUUUUCACUUCAAUCAAAGGAGUCGCAAAGUGUUAGAACUGAACUUUUAAAUAUGCAAAUGCAAACACAAACAAUUAUGAAAACCGGCCAAAAUAAGGGAUAUACUGUAUGGUAUAUACCAAUGAUGAUGAGGUUCGUGGCUGGUGAGGCACUGACUCCUCUGGAGUCAGAUUUACAAUUGUGAGAACCGAAAAGAGCAUCUUAAUCACUAUUCAUCCAACAGCAUCACCUGGUAAUGCUUCAU